Messenger RNA from Antechinus flavipes (yellow-footed antechinus), 7829 nucleotides. It is a transcript of the gene ZC3H12B, whose product is annotated as zinc finger CCCH-type containing 12B. Gene Ontology annotation, molecular function: metal ion binding; mRNA binding; RNA endonuclease activity. Gene Ontology annotation, cellular component: cytoplasmic ribonucleoprotein granule; nucleus. The record is from RefSeq and is a predicted model, not a curated record. Bases 384 to 2912 code for a protein of 842 amino acids. The transcript has 7 exons. Lineage: Eukaryota; Metazoa; Chordata; Mammalia; Dasyuromorphia; Dasyuridae.
GCCUGUGAACUCAUUCUCUCUUCUUUUAUUAUUGAAAGGCAGAUAUCAGUCUAUCACUCCAAAACAACAACAACAACAACAACAACAACUACAAAAACAGCUGGGUAAGGACCAGGUUGAGGAGAGGGAUGUUAUGCUAGUUGAGAAAGUAUGAUUCCCAGCCUUGAGGCAUUUACAAUUCAGUGGAGUCGACAAGUUAUCCACAUAAGUUUUUAGGAACCUUUCGUGGGAUCUGCGUACACUCAAACAGACUGAGCUGGAACGACAAAUCCCUAUCCAUACCGCCCAAGUAUUCGACCUAGAGAAUGACCUCGGCCGUGAAGCCAAAACAUUUUGGGGAGUGAAAAGGAGGAAUCGGUACCCCUGGCUGGCAGCUGAACGGGAUGACGGUCUGGUUCCUGGUGAAGAUGCUAAGAAUGAAGAAGAGACCUUCCAAAGAAGGGAAGAACCCUCAGCAGGGAACUACUGAGGACUGUAGCGUUGACUCUGAUGACUGGACCAGCUCUGAGAGUGAGCCAGAGCAGCUGGGCUUGCGAAAUCCCAGCCAUCCCCAAUGGCAAGAACAAGGACCACCUCCCAAGCCCCAUCCACAGCUCUGCCGCUCGCCUUGUCUGGACCAGCCCAGCUUCUCUCAGAGCAGCACUCUGCAGGACCCAAAACUCGAAGAAGACAAGAAGCCCUCCGUGGACAAGGAGUACCAGGCCAAAAUGGACUUUGCUUUAAAACUCGGGUAUGCUGGGGAGCAGAUUCAAACUGUUUUGAGCAAACUGGGUCCAGAUGCCCUCAUCAAUGACAUACUGGCUGAACUUGUGAGACUAGGGAACAAAAGCGAGGAAGAGGGUCAAAAAGCUGGAGGCCCGGAACACGGCCACACGGCCAGGGAUGUGACUAGCCCGGAGCUGUCCCUGGAAGGUGAGAUCACAGACAACAUCGAGAACCUGAGACCUGUUGUGAUAGAUGGAAGUAACGUGGCCAUGAGCCAUGGGAACAAAGAAGGCUUCUCCUGCAGAGGAAUACAAUUAGCUGUCGACUGGUUUCUGGAGAAAGGCCAUAAAGAUAUUACAGUCUUCGUACCUGCAUGGCGGAAGGAGCAGUCUCGCCCUGAUGCACCAAUUACAGAUCAAGAUAUCUUACGUAAACUGGAGAAAGAAAAGAUUCUUGUCUUUACUCCAUCUCGAAGAGUACAAGGCAGGAGAGUCGUCUGCUAUGAUGACCGUUUCAUCGUCAAGUUGGCUUUUGACUCCGAUGGCAUCAUUGUGUCCAAUGAUAACUACCGGGAUCUUCAGAAUGAGAAGCCCGAGUGGAAGAAAUUCAUCGAAGAGAGACUACUGAUGUUUUCUUUUGUCAAUGACAAGUUUAUGCCUCCGGAUGACCCCUUAGGGCGUCAUGGUCCAAGUCUGGAAAAUUUCUUAAGAAAGAAACCUGUGAUUCCUGAGCAUAAGAAGCAGCCAUGCCCUUAUGGUAAGAAAUGCACGUAUGGCCACAAGUGUAAAUACUACCACCCAGAACGUGCCAACCAACCACAGCGGGCAGUGGCAGAUGAGCUCCGCAUCAGUGCCAAACUGUCAGCUAUCAAGACCAUGAGCGAGGGAGCGUUGCCCAAGGGUGGCAGCGCGGCGCCGAUGCCCGCUUCCAAGAGCGAACCCGGUUCCGAAGGGAAGCGUGUCGCUCCCAAACGCCAGUCAGAUCCCAGCAUCCGGUCUGUGGCCGUGGAAACCGAGGAGAGGCUGCCUAUCAUUCGUAAGUCUGAGACCAACUCCACCCCCUCCCUGGUGACGGCCUUGAGUGUCCCCACACUUCCUCCUUCCAAAAGCCAUGCGGCAAGUGCCCUGAACACCCGCUCUGCAAGCAGCCCAGUGCCUGGGUCCUCACAAUUCACCCAUCAGAAAUCUUCCCUGGAACACAGAACCAGUAUGCAAUACCCACCCAUCCUGGUCACUAAUAGCCAUGGCACCUCUGUUGGCUACACUGAGCAGUACCCAAAAUAUGACUCCCUGGGGGAUCGUGGCUACUACUCACUGAUGAGCGACUUCUCCAACCUGAGCAUCAACAGUGGCCAUGGUGCAGACUAUUAUGGGGCCGAGCCAGACCGUCACACGUGCAGCAUGUACGCUCGCAAUGUCAGCCCCUGCCAUGACAAACACAUGAGCCAUACGAGUAGUGACCCUUAUUCCUCAUACAGCGAUUUGUAUUUGGGUGUAGUAGAGGCUAGUCAGGAAGAUGCUUUGAAGGUGAACCGAUCGUGCUCACAAAACCAUCUUCAGCCUUUUUCACAUGGUUACCAUGAAGCCUUAACAAGAGUUCACAGUUAUGGUCCAGAUGAACCCAAACAGGUUCCCCACAAACAUCCAGCGCCCCGAUUAGUGUUGCAUGCCCAGCCUCACCACCCAGUAGUCGGAGCCCGAUCUAGUUGUCCCGGAGAUUACCCUGUGCCUCAGGGCAUCCACCCCCCAGGUACGGCUCCGCCAGGCCGAGCGUUGGUGAUGACACGGAUGGACAGCGUUUCUGAUUCCCGCCUCUAUGAUGGCAACCCGAUGAGGCAGAGGCGGCCACCCCUGUGCCGGGAGCAACAUGCCAGCUGGGACCCUCUGCCCUAUCCUGCUGCUGCUGACUCCUACAACUAUCACUCGUACCCUUUGAGCACCAACCUCAUGCAGCCCUGUUAUGAGCCGGUCAUGGUGAGGAGCAUGCCCGAAAAGAUGGAGCAGAUCUGGAGGAAUCCUUGGGUUGGGAUGUGCGGCCAGCCGAGGGAGCAUCACAUGAUCCCUGAACACCAGUAUCAGACCUAUAAGAACCUCUGCAAUAUCUUCCCGGUUGGCAUCGUCCUCUCGGUGAUGGAGAAGAAUCCUCACAUGACCGAUGCACAGCAGCUGGCAGCCAUAAUUGUGGCCAAGUUGCGCUCGGGACGCUAAUGGAUGAUUCUUCUUGGCCCUUUCUGGAAUGAGCGAUCCAGGGAGAGAAGAUAUGGGGGAAGGCGGCUAAGUGGAAGAAACCCUUCCGGGAAUUUCCUCACUAAUAUACGCUUACUCAUUGAUUCUGUACUGGAAAAAGUAUGUCAAUGCUAUACUAAAGGCAGAAGCAAGAGCACCCACAUCAGACUGUGUUGUACAUAGGUUUAAUGUUUUAGGGUUGUUUUAAAGUAGGAAUUGCAAAAACUGUGUGAAAGGAAAUGCCUAUCUUAUUGCAUGGAUAGUUGGCCAUCCAAUAUCCUUAAUGAAACAAAUGGGAUCACAGUUUACCCUUGAAUGCUGUAAGUGCAAAUCUAUUGUCAGCAGUUAUGUUGCACGUUUGAAUGUAUAUUUUCUGGGGUGCAUUAAGUGUGUGUAUGUAUGUGUGUAAUAUAUAUGUGAUGUAUAUACACAUAUAUACACAUAGAUGCACACACAUAAUAUAUAAAUAUAUGUAAAUACUAUUUUCUAUUGAGUUAUAGAUGUACCCAUCUAUAUCGGGGUGUAUGUGUGUGUCUAUGCCACAUGUGUAUAAACAUAUAUACAUAUAUGUAUGUAUGUAUGGAAACACACACACACACACAGUCUUAGAAAAUGAAAACUCUGCAUGAUCUUGAACCUACACUCAGCCAUGUAGGUAGAGAGGCUGACCAGGCCAUCUUUGGUGUAUCUCACAUUAGCAGAGUAUCAAACUGGAAAGGGCUAACCAGCAGUGGGGAAGAUGGCUGGGUUUAGUGACGGAACAGACCAGUUUCUACCCUUUGCACUUUUUUCAAAUGUCAACGCUUAUUGACAUUUCUUUAACGAUGAAAGUCUUUCACUGGUUUCAUUUGAUAAAGCCGAGGUCAAGUUGCAGCGUCCCUCUUCGGAAGAGCUGAUGGAAGCGAAUUUUGUUCCCUGGAGUCCCACACGGAUGCCAUGGAGUUCUGGCCUUCAAAGGCUUCCUGUCAAAAUCAGGUACAAUCUCAUGACCUGGUAGGUAACUGCCUUCCGGCGCAAAGCUUCACAUUCAGAAUGAUUGGCAUUUCAAAGAAGUAGUAAAGCUUCGCUGUCAAACACACCCUCGUUUGGCUGGCCAGCUCUGUGUUGUUCGCCCCUCUGGAAACGAAAGUGAGGAACCGUAGACUCCUCAACGGGAGAGCUGCGAUGGCCCUUCAAACAUGGAAUGUGAUUGCCGGAAGGAACGAUCAGAACAUUGAAUGUCCACUUUGGAAGGGACCUCAAAAACUAUCCAGUCAGCCCCUUCGUUUUCUGUAUGAGACAUCUGGGGUCCUGAGAGGAGGCCUAAGUUGUUCACAGUCACACAGUUUAUAAUAAGUGGCAGCAGAGCUGAGACUGGAUUCUGUUUCGGGUCCCGAUCUUUUGCUCAUCCCUCUCCACUGCCUGAUCUCUCAGUUAAAACUAAUUUGUAUAUUAGUCACUAGGCAACCAAACCAAUCACUUGUGGCACGGUACUCUCCUAUAGAUGCAAAGUAGGAUAUUUUCCGGGCAGGAACAAGCUAGCUUUGAGAAGAAAUGUCUCAUCUCCGACUUGCCAUCAGGUAGCUUAGCCUCUCACUCUAGGUCCUCACACCAGAGGUGUACAAUUUGCCUAGUGACAUUUUUCAGAUGCAUUACUUGGGAAGGGGGGUGGGGGUGGGGAGGGCAUGGCUUGUGCAAUUUGUAUUUUGCUCAGGGUGGAAUCCAUUGUAGUGAAAAGCCUCCAGCAGAGGCAAAUCCAUUGGGGUUUUUUUUUCUUAAGCUGCACUGAAUGGAUGCCCUUUUUUGAAUCUAAUAUAUUUUUCAUCAUUUUAAGCCAGCUCUAGAGUUUGGGAGCUGGAAAUCGCUGACUUCCUACUGUAGUUUUUUCAUGAAAGUUGAGAAGGCCUUACCUAGGUCUUUUGUCUCUUCAUGAGAAGGUGUGACACUGCCUAAAUGUUUCUUACUGUGAAACACACGGAUCGUGAGGCUGCCGUUAGGGUUGUUUCUGGUGUUUUGAUAAAGGCUUUGUGUGCUGCUUUCUGGUACUCUCUCCCUGUCCUGAGCAACAGAACAUAUCACUCCCGCCAUUUACAGAGAAGGCUAAUCCGUUCUAAUUCCGAUUCCUUUCCCAAAUUCGUGUAUCCAUUCCAUCUAUCACCCUAAAUAAAUCACCCCUCAGAAUGUCAUUCAUGUACAAAAUAGAUUUUUUUUGUCCAACGAUGAAAGAAGCAUGUGAGCUGGGGUCUAGAUCCAAUUCUGACGACUUACUGCGUAACGAUGGGCAGGUCGCUUUACUUAACUGGUCCUCGUUUUCCUCACCUGAUAAACAGCAAUACUCGCACUUCCUGCCUCGCAGAAUUGUGAUGAAAUCGAUCCACUUCAAAUCUUAAAGUACAGGAACAAUGGGAUGAGAUUGUUAAUGAUUCUAUGAAAACUUACCGUUAUAACUCACAUGUUAUAGUUUUCUCAUUGAUGCCAUUUCAUAUAAGAUCAAUCAAUUUAAGUCUGGUGCCUCCAGCCAACAAAACUGAAAGACGAUACCGCCUUCACGCCUAAACCAUUGAAUUUGUGAAAUUAAAAAUCAGGAAGUUUUGGCUGGCGGAGCAUGGGCACCUCUAAUAAUCAAAAGAUCUGUAAGACCCAAUUCAUCCUAUUAGCUAUCAUUCUUGAAAAGGCCAAAGGCAUUGAUUAAAAACAUUUAAAUUCACUGCCUCGUGCCCCACCCCUAUACCCUCCUUUUCUUUCUCCUGACAUCUGUAUUUCUGACCUUCAGCUACUUCAUUCCCACCUCCUUCUAGCUUCCUCCCAACAUCCCCAACAUCCUCACAGCAUGUCCGGAUCCAAGCGGCUGAGAGCAACACCUCAAAUAUCCAGAAAUGACCUUUUGUUUGUUGAUACAAAUUGUAUCUCUUUUUUUCUUGAUUGUAUAAAACAACAAGCUUGUACAAAACUCAUCUCUAAACUAAUUUCAGUAUCUCUUGUUCCCACCUGCGAUGUUUGUGACACUGUGUGUCACCCUGACCUGGUGCAGGGGUAAUUUUUAUUUACAAGGCUUUUUCUUUACAAAUGGCACUUGUAGCUAAGAGACAAACUGAGACGACUUUUCCAGUACCCUUUAGUACCAUGUUCACAGCUAGUGUGUAUAUAGUUUUGAGCAUAAUAUCGUCAAAUUCUCUCUAUUCAGCUCAAUGUGAUCCUUGCAGAGGGAUUCUCUGUAACAAAUGGUCCGUGCUAAUGAAUCAUCCAUCUGCAGGUGUUUAAUGAUCACACUCUAUAGCCACGAUAGUGACACGUCUGGCUUGGAUUCUCAACAGGUGGGAUUUCAUUGCAACAGGGACUUCUUGAUAAAUAAGCAUGUGAAAGAGCAUUUGUCCCCCUCAGCUCAUUUGAUUAUAUGAUCGAGCUCGUGGCCAGGGGCCUUCAGAGCCCUUUCUUUUUGCUGCUCUGAAGGGGUUAAUACAUACGUGUCCUUCGGACCUUGUUCUGGGACAUGGCGGGGGGGGGUCUAACUUUUUCCCUCCUACGCCUCACCUCUGCCUGACAGGAUGCUCCAGCCUGUUUAGGCCUUUGCUUUGAGGGUGUAGGAUCUUUGGGGUUUAUUCUUUCUCCUCUCCUACUCUUACAACACAGGAGAGAGAAGUGGAGAUCUGGAACAUCCUUCCUGAAGUUGGGGUUCUCUUUUGCUAAGCCAGCUGAGAGAGGCCAGGAACCUUUAAAGAGGCCUUGAGCCGACCCGCCUGGUUGGAGUGAAGGCAGCUGCAAAGGAUGGGGUUAAUUUAGAGACACUGUCCAAACAGCUUCUCUCUCCCCCCAUCUUCUCUUUUUGGAGUAGCAGUGGAACAUACCUUAUCACUCUUUCUCUCUCAGUGAAUCCCAUUUUUCUAUUUUCAGAAUAAAUCUCUUUAUACAUCCCCAGCAACUUGACUUCCAACUCACCCCUUAGCAUUGGGGUCUCUUCUAAGGUAGAAGAGAGAAGAGUUGAUCUCCAGACCCCCUCAGUCAACCAUCUCAGCUCCCCUGUAAAUAUGGGCCUUUGUAUAGACCCUCUUUUUUGGAAACUCUGGUAUCAAAAUACAUUUUAUUUCUUUAUUAUGUGCACCAGGUCCAGGAGGUAGAAAACAUGAAGUGUGCUGAUUUAUCUGAAGAACCCUGCUCAGCUCUCAUCACUAAGCUACCUUUACUUUCCUUUUUAACCUUCAGCCUUUCCUCGUACCUCUUAGCAUUUGAAGAGCAUGGGUGAUCUUCUACGAUAACAAUACUAGAGGGACUAGAAAUUGGAACUGAAAACUACUUUCCUGGAUUAUCCUCUUGCCACCAACCCGAUAUCUUUGUAGAACUUGUCCCCAUUAGUUAUGCAGCGUCCCAAUAACUUGCAGUCACAUGUCCUCGUAUUAUAGCUUUAGUGCAUUGUGUACGUGGACACAUAAUCUGACGAUGAUUGGUCCUGGUGCUUGUUUCCUUGAGCUCUGGUGUUUUUGCUUGCUCCACCUGUUAAAUUAAAUGUUACUGUGUAAUUGUUGUAAACUUUUAUGAAACCUCUUUGGGUUCUUUGGUCAACCCAAAUAUAAUGUAAGUCUCAAUGACAAGAGCGAUGAUGACAAAGCCAAGCACGUGCACACUCCAAAAACCGAAUUGCCCAAACACAUACAGAGGUCAAAAUCGCAACCCAUAGGUGAGUGCGAAUGACAGUGAAUUGAACCCCGACUAUGGUGUUUGUAAAUCCCUCUGACGCAUGCGUGGCAAGGCUUUUCCCCCAUUACUGCAUGGCAUGUUCCCACUAGCCUGGAUGUGCUGUGAGUGCUGUUUCGCAAGGUUUCUAAUUUGUUUUAAGUUUUCAUGAUGGAGAAAUACUGUAUGGUUGAUGACAACGAUGAACCAUGCUGCUCCUACCUAUCAUAUAAAAUUUUUGGUUAAAAUUUA